CCUCCCGCCGGUGCCGGCUCGGGAAAGUUGCGGUGAGCUCCCGGUCGGCGGCGGCAGAACCGGCAGCGGAGGGGGCACGGCGGCGGCACCGGUUGCACCGUGGUGGGUGGGGGUAGGGCAGCCUCGGCGGUGCCCAGGCCACGGCGGCACCGGCGGCACCGGCAGGAGCGGAGCACGGCGGCGGCGGGGCUGGGCUGCAGCGGCGGCACCGAGCACGGCGGCACCGAGCACGGCGGUACCGGCAGCGCCGCCGCUUCCCGGCCGAGCAUCCCCGGGAGCGAUGGAGCCGCCGCGGAGCCUCCCGGGGCUGGAGCCCGACCGUGAGGGGCUGGAGCCGGCCGGGGGCUGCCAGUCCCCGCUGGAGAGCAAAGCGGCGCCCGGCAAACGGGUCUGGGUCAAGCUGCGGGCGCUGCUGCGGUUCAUGGUGAAGCAGCUGGAGUCAGGGGAGGUGAACGCGGAGGAGCUGAAGCGCAACCUGGAGGUGGCAGCGUCGCUGCUGGAGGCUGUUUGCAUCGACGAGACCAGGCAGAUGCUGGACACGGAGGACGAGCUGCGGGAGAUGGGCUCGGACGCGGCGGUGCCCUCGGAGGUGCGGGACUGGCUGGCAGCGACCUUCACGCAGCAGGCUCGGGCCAAGGGGCGCCGGGCAGAGGAGAAGCCAAAGUUCCGCAGCAUCGUCCACGCCGUCCAGGCUGGCAUCUUCGUGGAGAGGAUGUUCCGCCGGGCAUUCACCACAGUUGGUCCCAGCUACUCCAGCUCCGUCCUCAACUGCCUGAAGAGCCUCGACCUGUGGUGCUUCGACGUCUUCGCGCUGCAGAGGGUGACGGAGGAGCACUCGCUCCGGACCGUGGUGCUGGAGCUCUUCAGCCGCCACAACCUCAGCAGCCGCUUCAAGAUCCCUGGCACCUUCCUGAGCGCCCUGCUGGAUGCCCUCGAGGUUGGCUACGGCAAGUACCGGAACCCCUACCACAACCAGGUCCACGCCGCCGACGUCACCCAGACCGUGCACUGCUUCCUGCUGCGCACCGGCAUGCUGCACUACCUGACAGAGAUCGAGGUCCUGGCAAUCAUCUUCGCUGCUGCCAUCCACGACUACGAGCACACUGGCACCACCAACAGCUUCCACAUCCAGACCAAGUCGGACUGUGCCAUCCUCUACAACGACCGCUCGGUGCUGGAGAACCACCACAUCAGCGCAGUCUUCCGCAUGAUGCAGGACGAGGAGAUGAACAUCUUCAUCAACCUCACCAAGGACGAGUUUGUGGAGCUGCGGGCGCUGGUGAUCGAGAUGGUCCUGGCCACAGACAUGUCCUGCCACUUCCAGCAGGUCAAAGCCAUCAAGACGUCUCUGCAGCAGCUGGAGAGGAUCGACAGGUCCAAGGUGCUGUCGCUGCUGCUGCAUGCGGCUGACAUCAGCCACCCGAGCAAGCAGUGGGCAGUGCACAGCCGCUGGACCAAGGCGCUGAUGGAGGAGUUCUUCAGGCAGGGUGACAAAGAGGCCGAGCUGGGGCUGCCUUUCUCGCCCCUCUGCGACAGAACCUCCACGCUGGUGGCACAGUCCCAGAUCGGCUUCAUCGACUUCAUCGUGGAGCCAACCUUCUCCGUGCUGACUGACGUGGCAGAGAGGAUGGUACUGCCCCUCCCCGAGGAUGGCACCAAAGCCAAGGGCAACCCAGUGGCCAGCCAGCAGCCCAGCUGCCAGUGGCGGCAGCAGUCCCUGGACGAGCCGCUGGAGCUGGGGCAGCUGCGGGCGGACCUGGCAGGCUUCCGCUCCACCUGGAGCAAGUACAUCCAGGAGAACAAGCAGAAGUGGAAGGAGAGGGCAGCCAGCGGCAUCACCAACCAAGCGUCCAUCGAGGAGCUGUCGCCCUGCGAGGAGCAGCCCCCCGCGGGCAGGCACAACGGGGAGGUGGAAUAGCGGCCAGAGGUCCUGGCACGCCCGAGUGACGCUGUCCUGCUGCCCACUCUCAUCGACUCCAGCUCCAUUCGCAGGGAAGGACCCCCCGGGG
This is a messenger RNA of Pogoniulus pusillus (Red-fronted tinkerbird), 2009 nucleotides long. It is a transcript of the gene PDE1B, whose product is annotated as phosphodiesterase 1B. The record is from RefSeq and is a predicted model, not a curated record. Bases 281 to 1918 code for a protein of 545 amino acids. Gene Ontology annotation, biological process: signal transduction. Gene Ontology annotation, cellular component: neuronal cell body. Lineage: Eukaryota; Metazoa; Chordata; Aves; Piciformes; Lybiidae. The transcript is spliced from 16 exons. Gene Ontology annotation, molecular function: calmodulin-activated 3',5'-cyclic-GMP phosphodiesterase activity.